AUGCCUGCGACGGGCGCCCGCACACGCCUUGUCGUGACCGAGCCCGAUGCACAACAGCUGAGCAACACGUUGCGGGCCCUCGGGCGAUUGAGUUUUAGCGGCCAUUUGACAAUUGACGCCGCGGCACACCAGGUCCAAUCUGCUCACAGCCUCUUCGGGCCGCAGGAAACUUCGAACAGGACUCGGACGCCUACCAGUUCGGUUUUGCUCGAUCUGGCACUCUUGGAAGGGUUGGCCGAUCAAGCAAUUCGAAUGGCCCCACACUUUGAUCCGCAAGGCCUGGCAAUGGUGGCAUGGUCCUUCGCUACAUGCGAGCUGCGAGACCUGCCAUUGUUUGACACCACCGGCGAGCAUGUUCUGAGCAUCAUCCAUGAGCUCGACCCGCAGUUCACAGCAAUCAGCUGCGCUUCGGCCACUGAGCUCGGGCCCCAGAGCCCCUCGAACUUGGCCCGGGCACUCGGCCGGCCGGAGCUCCGUGGAAGCCCGGUUUUGGACGCCACUGCGGCCACGGUCCUGGACCGGAGCUCGGAGUGCUCGCCGCUGAACUCGUCCAACCUCGCGUGGGGGUUUGGCACCUUACGAGAUGCGCCAGGGUCGCUGUUGACUGCCCUGGGAAGGGAGUCCACGGGCAAGCUGCCUGAGCCUAGUGGCCAGCAGCUGGCAAACAUGGUUUGGGGUUUUGCAUGGCUGUCUUUUCUGGAUGCCAGCUGGAUGGAGGCUCAUUCUAGAUUUGCUCGGCCACUGCUGCCGGAGCACACCCCACAAGGACUUUGCAACACAGCCCGAAAGCCUGCCAAGCUGGUCGCUUUCGGGGAAGCACUGAUGAUGUCAGCUUGCCAUGAGGCUCAGAAGAGGUUCCAUGUGUCUCAGCCACAGAACUUCUCCAACUUCGUAUGA
This is a messenger RNA of Symbiodinium necroappetens, 897 nucleotides long. NCBI's taxonomy places the organism in Eukaryota, Dinophyceae, Suessiales, Symbiodiniaceae. The record is from the annotation of a GenBank genome assembly.